Messenger RNA from Papilio polytes (common Mormon), 956 nucleotides. RefSeq names its product methylated-DNA--protein-cysteine methyltransferase. Gene Ontology annotation, biological process: DNA repair. The record is from RefSeq and is a predicted model, not a curated record. The transcript is spliced from 2 exons. Bases 266 to 814 code for a protein of 182 amino acids. Gene Ontology annotation, molecular function: methylated-DNA-[protein]-cysteine S-methyltransferase activity. Lineage: Eukaryota; Metazoa; Arthropoda; Insecta; Lepidoptera; Papilionidae.
UCAUAAAUUAGGAGAGUGAAAUACUAAAAUAAUUGGUCUGGACUUAUGAUGUUGAAGCCUUUGCCUUCGAAUGUCAGAAAUUAUGUCAAUGUCAAAGUUUUUUUAGUAAACUUGAAUUUGAAUUGUUGCUGUUAUUUUGUACGUUUCAAUUUUGAAGAUUAUUAAAAGUUACUUUGUAGUUUUCUCCCUGUACCAAUUCUCUCUUUAAGAAGGAUUAUUUCCAGUUUGCUAAUUUUUAGAUGCAGAAUUUGGAUACUUAUUAAAAAUGCUAUCAAAAAUACUAGAAAAAUACUCUAAACAUGGAACCAAUACAGUGUAUUUAAGUUACUUUGAUUCCCCAUUAGGAAAAUUAAUAGCUGCUGCAGAUAAAAGCUUUUUAUACUUCGUUUUAUUUGAAGAUUCAAAAGAUUUAGAAAAAAAAUUACAAACUCUUAAUGAAGAAAUGAAAUGCACUUUUGUAGAAGACAAAAAUGAUAUCCUUAUGAAAUUAGAUACUGAACUUACUGAAUAUUUUAAAGGGAACAUCAAGGAGUUUACUAUUCCUUUAAAAACUAAUGGGACUGAUUUUCAAAAGGAUGUGUGGAAGAAAUUACUGGAGGUACCUUACGGAUCAACAAAUACUUAUGGUGAUCUAGCUAAGUUACUCGGCAGACCUGCAAGCCAUGCUAGAGCUGUCGGUUCAGCCUGUGGGGCUAAUAGUCACAUUCUGUUGAUACCAUGCCACAGAUUAGUCUCUACUGCCUCUAAAGGUGGCUUUAGCUGUGGCAUUGAUAGAAAAGAGUGGCUUCUAAAACAUGAAAAGAAAUUUGCAUAAAGUUGUGGAUAAAGAAUUUGGACUUAUGUGUCUACCUCAUCAAUAUAAGUGUUAAUUGUUAUUUAUAAGUGCCAUAUGACAAUAAAAAAACAAAGAUGUAUUUUUUAAACCUUUGAAAUGAACCUACAUGUACAUAUUUUAU